This is a messenger RNA of Sturnus vulgaris (Common starling), 5615 nucleotides long. Lineage: Eukaryota; Metazoa; Chordata; Aves; Passeriformes; Sturnidae. The record is from RefSeq and is a predicted model, not a curated record.
GUCGGCAGCGAAACACGAGCUCAGAAACAGCCCUGGAGUUUGCGAGUCCCGAUCCAUGAGGAAAGGGAAUUCCUCAUCUGCCUGAUUCCCGGCUGCCUCGCCGCUCUCCGUGUUGUCGAUGCGGGCGAAGAGCAGCUCCCGGCCCCAGCCCCGGACGAUCCCCAGCUCCGGGGGAAACUCUGCUCCGAGGCCUUGGCAGUCACUCCCGGUAGCGGGACGGAGCCUCCCGGGAGUUGAGUUGGAUCCCAGCGCACCGGGAAUGCUGCGGGGCCCCUCGGCUUUCCUGUCUGUGAAAUGGAUUGAUGCCCAGGAGCCGAUGCGGCGCCGCUGACCCCGCCUGGCCUUGGCUAUGGACAUCGUCCUGUCCGAUUUUGUUCGCUCAACGGGAGCCGAGCCGGGGCUGGCCAGAGACCUCCUUGAAGGUAAGAACUGGGACCUGAGCGCGGCUCUGAGCGACUUCGAGCAGCUCCGGCAGGUGCACGCAGGGAACCUCCCGCCCUCCUUCAACGAGGGCCGCGGGGCCCGGCCCCCGGAACGGGAGGUGGCACGGCCGGGGCGGCCCCCGCUGCAGCGCCAGGACGACGUCGUGCAAGAGAAGCGCCUGUCCCGAGGUAUCUCCCAUGCCAGCUCCACCAUCGUGUCCCUGGCCCGUUCUCAUGUCUCCAGCAAUGGCAGCAGCAGCGAGCACCUGCUGGAGAUGCCCAUCUGCACCUUCCAGCUGCCCGACCUCACCGUGUACCCCGAGGAUUUCCGCAGCUUCAUCGAGAGGGAUCUCAUCGAGCAGUCCAUGCUGGUAGCACUGGAGCAGGCUGGGCGUCUCAACUGGUGGGUGACAGUGGAUCCGAGCUGCCAGCGUCUGCUGCCCCUGGCCACCACUGGCGAUGGGAAUUGUUUGCUCCACGCUGCCUCCCUGGGUAUGUGGGGCUUCCAUGACCGGGAUCUCAUGCUCCGAAAAUCCCUCUACACCCUGAUGGACAAAGGAGUGGAGCGGGAAGCGCUGAGGAGGAGAUGGCGCUGGCAGCAGACGCAGCAGAACAAGGAGUCCGGCCUGGUUUACACGGAGGAGGAGUGGCAGAAGGAGUGGAACGAGCUGAUCAAGUUGGCGUCCAGCGAGCCCCGCGUGCACUACGGCACCAACGGCGGCGGCUGCGGCGGGGUGGAGAGCUCAGAGGAGCCGGUGUACGAGAGCCUGGAGGAGUUCCACGUCUUUGUCCUGGCCCAUGUGCUGAAGAGACCCAUUGUGGUGGUGGCAGACACGAUGCUGCGGGACUCGGGAGGCGAAGCAUUUGCCCCAAUUCCCUUUGGAGGGAUCUAUCUGCCCCUGGAAGUCCCAGCCAACAAAUGCCACCGGUCUCCAUUGGUUCUGGCUUAUGACCAAGCCCAUUUUUCUGCCCUGGUCUCCAUGGAGCAGAAAGAAAACACAAAGGAUCAAGCUGUGAUCCCCCUGACAGACUCUGAGCACAAGCUGCUCCCCGUGCACUUCGCCGUGGAUCCUGGGAAGGAGUGGCAGUGGGGGAAGGACGACAGUGACAAUGUCAAGCUGGCCAGCGUGACGCUGUCGCUGGAAGCCAAACUGCACCUGCUGCACAGCUACAUGAAUGUCCGCUGGAUCACAUUGCCUUGUGACAUGCAGGCGCCUCUGGCUCAGCCAGAAUCCCCCACGGCCUCCGCAGGUGAUGAUGCUCGCUCGGCAGCCGAGUCGGGCGAGUCGGACAAGGAGUCGGUGUGCAGCAGCUCUGCCAGCAACGGGGGCACCAGGGCCGGCAAGGACAGGGAGAAACCAAAGAAAGAGCGGGAAAAGGAGAAGGAAAAGGAUAAAAAACGGGCAGACUCGGUAGCCAACAAGCUGGGAAGCUUUGGGAAGACUCUGGGCAGCAAACUAAAAAAGAACAUGGGGGGCCUGAUGCACAGCAAAGCCGUGAAGGGCGGCAUGAGCAACGGGCAGGGAGACACCCUGGAGAAGAAGAAGAAAGGAUCCCUGAAAGCAACACGGAAAGACAGCAAGGAGGAAUGUUCCCCGGGAGGAGACUUAGCUCCUGCGGAGAGAACGUGCCCAGGCAAAGCAGCCCUGGAGAAGCCGUCGGAUCCCUACAAGUACAGCAGCGACGUGCGGCUGAGCCUGAGCAUCCUGCGCGCCGCCAUGCAGGGCGAGCGCAAGUUCAUCUUCGCCAGCCACCUCAAGACCAGCACCCGGCACCAGUUCCAGGAGGAGAUGAUCCAGAGGUACCUCCUGGAUGCCGAGGAGCGUUUCCAUGCAGAGCAGAGGCAGAAGGAGGCGGAGAAGAAGGCGUUGGGCAGCGCUGCCCUGGCCAAGAGGCCGGAAGGGGAGGUGGGUGCCCAGCGGAGCGAGGAGGCAACGCCAAGCCCCGUGUUCUCCCAGCCACCUCCCACCUACCCCCCCCAGCCCCUGGAGCCAGCCGUGGGUGCUAAAAUAGCCGCUUUUCCUGCCGGCUAUUCGGGCGUUUUCACCUUCCCCAGGCCCUCCAUGGGCAGUGCUGAGGGGCUGCACCCACCCGGGUGCGCCGAGGGCCGGCGGCAGCUGGCGGGGGGACCCUGUGGGAGCCUCCCCUCCUACGCCACCCUGCCCCGGCACCACCAGGGCCGGCUCGGCCCCGGCCCUGCCCAGCUGGGCUGCUUCUCCCCCACAGACAUGGACAUCCAGCCUCCCUUCCCUUCGGAGUGCAAGGGCUCCGGCUGCCUCCCCCUGCACAGCAACAGCUGCCGGGAAUUCCUCGAGCAGGACAAGGCGGGAACAGUGGAUAAAAUGAGAAGCCAAGCCCUCUACAAUAUCCAGCAGACCAAGUGCAAACAGCCCAACUGCACCUAUUAUGGACACCCAGAGACUGGGAAUUUCUGUUCCUGCUGUUACAGGGAUGAGAUGCAGCGCAGGGAGCGGGAGGCACUGGUGCACAGGUUCUGAUGCUUCCCCCUGUGAGGAUCCGGACCCUUGGAACGUGGGGAACGCAAUAACAGAGAUCCACUUUGCUUUUGCACCCACCCACGCUCCUCUCCCACUCUGCAGGGUGUGGGAGCAGGCGUUUUGGCUGGACGGACUGGGAGUGACGUGGGGCUGGUGGGAUUGGCAGGGUGCAAGGAGGGAGAUGGGGAAACCAGCCCCUGCUUUCCCAGAGCCCCUGUGAGGGAGGAGGAGGAGGAGGAGGAUGAUUCCCAGGACUGCCUGGGAACAAUGGGGGCUGCUUGGGUCGGAGCACAGGGUGAGGGGGGAAGAAUUCCUCAAAAACUCAAUAAACCAGACCAAAGCUUUGGGAGCGGGCAGGGGGAGCAGCUCCCACCAGGUCCUUCCCGCUUCCUGACCACCUGGGACGGAGCAGAAAUGCCCCAUUUUGAGCGUCACAAAACCUUUUAAUGGAGUUUUUUAACACUGGUUUUAUUCUGUAGUUCUUCUUGCUAGUACUGAGCGACACCGUGUUGGAGUUGGACAUUGGUGAGGUGGGUUGGGUGCCCCCCACCCAGUCCUGGAUGACUCCAAGCACCAGGACAGGCUCAGGCCUCUGUCGCCCCCUCUCCUACCGGCGAGCUCAACUCUGGUUUUAAAAUGUUGUUUUUAAACUCUUUCUGAGGUGGGGGGAGCCAGGGGGACUCCCAGGCUCAAGGGUUUGGAGGUUUCUCUUCCUGGUGCAGAACCCCCAGGCCACAGGAGAGCCAAGGCGAGAUCCUGGCUCAGCGUUUCCUGCCAGGAAUUCCCAGUGGCGUGGGGCAAAUCCCCCAGGAAUACCCACUGGAAAGGGGUCCCAGAGCACCCCCAGUCCCGGGGUGGAGCCAGGGGGGUCACAGCCCCAUGUAACUCCUACUUGAGCACAGCUACUCUGUACUACCUCUGAUCCUGAUUAACUCGGCUCCGUUGUGCUGAGCCACCAACUGACCUUUAGGCUGCGGAAUUAAUCCAUAUUUUUGAUAACAGGGCUAAAAAGCAGAACAAUAAGGUUAAAAAAAAAUCCUCCUGUGACUAAUGUCCCACGCUGUUUUCUGACCCCAUCCCGGCCCCCUGGCUCCCAGAGUGGGAUUCACUUUAGCACUGCGAUGUUUGCACAGAAUUCCUUGGGGUUCUUGGUAACUGCAGCUCCCAAACCGGGCCUGAUCCUGCACGGAGUGAGGUGCAGCAUUUCCUAUCACACGGAAAUAAAACAGGAGUUAUAUGCUUCAGCCAGAGCUUUCAAACAUUCCCUUGUUUUUAUUUUUGGGUUGAUUUUUCCAGAAGGCAUGAAACUAUGCAACCCCUUCCUGCCCAUGGCCGUUUUCAGGGGAAAGGAUGAAGGACCUGGGCAGAGGAGCUGGAACUGUACUGAGCUCGAGGCCUUACACUUGGCCCUAAAAAUGUUAACUUCGACCUAAAACCCCCUGAAUUAAGGCCUUUCCUACACCUAAAUGCCCCCAAAUAAGGCCUUUCCUAGUGGGAUCCCAACACUUGGAGUGCAGCUAGCAAUGCCUCUUGCCCGCAGGUUUUCAAAUCCAAAUUUCGGACACCCCACCCAGGGAUGAUUUGACUCCAGUGUAAGUUGCUUUCCCUGUUUUUUAUAAAAUCCCUGAGCGUGGCUGAAGCUGUGGGAAGGGGAGGGUGUGAAACCUGCUCCAACUGGCUCCUCUUACCUCAGAACAAAUUCCACACUUCUUCCUCAAACUGCAGGAAUUCCGAUGGACUUUAACCCCGAGGCAGGGACAUGCAGUGCUGCUUAAGUGGCACAGCCUCUGCCCCCAUUUGGUUCACCCCAAAUUUUAAGCUGAAACGGUUAAAACCUAACCCAAACGCUUCACUGGUUUAAAUUCCAGUUUCUGAUGUUUAUUUUUCCCCAAAUCAGAGCAGCAGCUUUAUUCUGGCAUUGGGAAUAUCCUCUGGCUGUGCUGGAAAUGUGCACCAUCGAGAGCAGGAAUGCCCCAGGGCACGGGAGGGAAGGCAGGAGGUGAUGCUUCAUCACUCAUUCCUCGGGUUUUGGGGGAAUUUUCUCUCCUUUUAGCUCCAUCCCAGUGGAUGCUGGACUUGGGUGGGGAUGGGAAGCUCCCAGACCUGCUCGCUGGUUUGGUGAGUUGGGAGGAGACAGAGAAGGCAGAAAACCCGUAGGAAAAGUAGGAAAAGCACCAGUCCUGGAGGGAGAACUCCAGAACUGGAGGAGAUGCACCAAACCUGCCCCCAGGAGGGAUUUUUCAAGGGGAGGGAGGAUGGGGAUGGGGACAGGGAGGCUGUGGUGUGACCCCAAGGUCAAACUAAGUGCACUUACCUGGUGUGGUUGGAAUUCAAAUCGCUGCCAUCAGAUCCUGGUGGAGGAAAACUUUUGUCUUUUCAGCCUGUGUAAAACCCAUUAAUGAGAUUUGAUUUGAUUUGAUUAAAUGAGAUUCACUUUUGCCAUUCCCCAGCCCCUUGGUGGGGGGAGCCGGGGCAGCUUUGGGUCUCACUAACGCGACACCGAGUGACCUGAAUUAAUUCUUCAGUGGUUUAUUCACCAAAAAAAACUUUUUUUUUUUUUUUUCCUUAAUUAAUUCUAGCUUAAUUGGUGAUAUUUGGAAUCCCAGUGAACAGGGCUGGAGAGUUGCACUUGGGCUAUACCUGUGGCCUCGUUGUGGCACCACAGACUCAUUGACAAUAAAAAACUUCAGCUGAU